GUGGGACUGAACGACUGAUUCUGCUGCCAUGGCCGAUAAAAUAUCUGAUGUCAGUGUUUCUCUUUGUUCUAGUUCUCAGUAUGUGACACCUUUCCGACUGCUAUAUAAACAGGAUGGUGUGAAAAAGACAUGGGACUACAUCAAAGGACAUGACAGCAUUGCAAUUCUCUUAUACAACAAGGACAGGGAUGUAUUUCCAGUUGUAAAGCAAUUCAGACCAGCGGUGUAUGCAGCCAAAAUCCAGGCAUUCACUGAUGGACAAAUAGUGGACACUGCCAAGCAUAAAGGAGAGGAAGGGAUGUGCAUUGAACUUUGUGCAGGGAUCAUGGACAAGAAUAAAGAUGUUACAGAGAUGGCUCAAGCAGAGGUCUUAGAAGAAACAGGUUACAAAGUUCCUCUGGAAAACCUCAAGAAAAUAACAAGUUUCAGGAAUGAAGUUGGUGUGAAUGGAGCAUUGAUGACACUGUUUUAUGCUGAAGUUACCGAUCAAAUGAAAGUCGAUUCUGGUGGGGGAUUAGUGGAUGAAGGUGAACAGAUUGAGGUCAUUGACCUAUCAGGCAAAGAUGUAAUAAGAUACAUGAUGGAUGAAAAUAUUGAAAAGCCAGUUGCCAUGAUGUUUGCCUUUACCUGGUUUUUCUUCAUGAAAGGUAAAAUGGAUAUGUACACCAGAUGAAGAAUCAUAUUAUAUUUGUGGACUCUUGUGGAGGGAGUUGAAUGGAUUGAGGUUACUAAACUUCUUCUUUUACAUUGUUCCAACUGCACAAGUGUUCAAUGGUUUUACAGAAAUUUCAUUAAUUCAUUUAUUUGACCAGAGUAAAUGUUUCCUUUUUUUCUGUACAUGGAAGUGAAAGCAAAACCAUGAAUACAAUUUUUUAAUAUGACAUUCUAAUUAUGAAAAAUGAGUCAAUGAAAAUAUAUGUUUGCUGCAUAUGAGCUCAUUGUAUAUUUGAUUUUGAUUUGCUCACUAAAAAGGGGAACUAAAGAGCUUUAAAAAAACAAUGAAUCAUCUUCCAUAGGCCUAUAUGCAUUAGGAUACUAUGAUCAUGUUGCUGUAAAUUAUGUUCAAGUGAUGUCAUACAAUCCUUAUUUAAAAGUGAAUGUAUAGAGAAGGAAAAGGACCACUGGUAUGUGUAUAAACAUUUUUUUUUUUUGGGGGGGCAAAUAUUGUGGAAUGAAUGUUGAAUCAAGAAGCUGAAAAUUAUUCAUCAUUCUUGUGAAUAUCUUAUCCUGGAGUGAGUAGUUGAGUUCUUGAGCUGGUCCUAUCUGUUUAAAGUGAACAUGUUAGCGUGGCUUUAAUAUGUAAGAAUAAAAAUUAAACAGGAUGUAUUUACCUGUACUAGAGAGAGCUUUUUCAUAUUUGUAAGUUUCUGUCCAUAGCAAAAUUUGAUGAGUUUCAGAAUAUCGCAUAAAGAUUAGUUCCACAAUUUAACUGGACAAUUUGUUUCAAUUGCCUAAAUUAUCAAACUUGAAUUAUCAUUUUCCCUAGGGAUGGCAUAUUUGACUCGUUUUUUUUCUUGAGAGAAGUUUAGAACAAGGGAUGCCUCUUUAUGGUAUACAUAUAACUUAAUUCAACUUGCAGAGUUGCAAACACAAAGUUGAGUCACAUACUGGAAAUUUGGGUUCUUAUUUUUGCAGCAUAUUUAUCUAUGUCCAUAUAUACUCUGUGUCCGGCACAUAUUUUCAAGAUGUUUCAAUUGUACCAUGUACAAAACCAUAAGCUAUGCAGAUGUUUGUACAUAAUUACACUUUAUUAUUUUAUUGCAUGCAAACGAAAAGUCACCUUUGCUUUUGGCAAAGUGUAAUAAUAUAAAGUAUUCUGCAUCAUCCAUGAUUUUGUACCAUGGUACAAUUGAAACCUCUAGAGAACACUUGCCAUCUGGUAGAAAAGGUAUCACUGGUAUGUCUUAUUUGCAAAUGUCAUACAUGUAAGAAUUGGUAAUUUCACAGUAUCAAAUGUCAGCCUUACUGCUAUAGAUAAUGAUUUUAAAGUUCUUUAUGAAAGCAAAUUAUUUCAAAGGAAGAAUAUCAGGUAAAAGGAUUUUCCUUCAAAUUUUAUUGGGAAUUUUUAUAUAACUAUGAUGAUACUCAGGGAUAUGAAUCAGAGAAUCAAAUUCUUAUUUUUUGUUUAAGUAAUUCUGCAAGGAGGCCAGAUUUUUAAACCCAGGUUUUGAGCCAGAUUCUUGUACUCUGAACAAUUCAUUGCCCCCUCCCCCUUCUACUCUCUUCUUCAUGCUUCUUUGGCUGUCUCCUCCUUGAUCUCUCCCCUGCAUUAAUGCCAUCAUAGCCCAUUUGCCUUCACCAACCAGUUCACCACUAUUUUUUUAACACAGCAUCUGCAUCAUCACCUCUGUAUUCUUGUUAUCCAUCAACUUCACACCACACAUUGCUUUAAAGCAUUGUGCUUCCUUGUCAUCAAAUCCCCAUCUCAUUUCCAUUCAACCACAAUGUCAGAGAUAUUCCAUCGCUCUCACAUAAGUUAUGUAACAUACCCAUCUACACAACUCUUACACAGAUUUAGACAGUAUUAUAUUGAAUCAAGGGUGUGGAGGAAUCUUCAUUUGUUGAUUUGAACUCUUGCCUCUGUGAUAAAUGGUUGUUUAUUUGAAUCUAACAAAAUGGUGUUUAUUGCAAUUUAUAGCAAGAAUCCAUCCAUAUGUGACUAACCUAACUGAAUGAAAAAUAUAUCAGAUGGGUCUUUUUAACACCUUUUACUAGCCUCUUGUCAAGGCCUUGGCGGCUGAUCUACACCAAGUGUUUAUGAAUUGUUACACAUUAAAUUUGAUUUUUUUUAGAUGAUAGCAGUAAAGGGACAUCUUUUAUCAUAUAUCCUGCUCAGGGUCGUUCAUUUUGGCUUUUGCACAUUCCCCAUUGUUUUGUCAAUGUUGAAUAAAUAUUUGAAUGGAAUGAUGCUACACAGAAUAAGAUACAUUUACGCCUUAUAGAGCAGCUUGAAAGAAUCCUGUCUUGGAUUUCAUCCAAUUUUACUGAUAUUUUCUCUUAUUUUUCUGAUUAUUCAAAAGAGGGUAGACUUCCUCUUUGAAUUAAAAGGAUUUAAAACAUCGGAAUUUAAUGAGAAAAGAGAUAUAUAUUCACUGCAAUGGAAAGCUGUUUGAUAAUUAUGUAGAAAAACAUUGUUUAUGUUGUCAAGUUUAAUUAUAAAUAGCAUGUUUAAUGUGCUAAUUCUUAUAUUUGUACAUCUAUAGAGAUACAUUUGAAUAAAUGAAUAUUAAAU
Messenger RNA from Lytechinus variegatus (green sea urchin), 3232 nucleotides. It is a transcript of the gene nudt14, whose product is annotated as uridine diphosphate glucose pyrophosphatase NUDT14-like. The record is from RefSeq and is a predicted model, not a curated record. Gene Ontology annotation, molecular function: UDP-sugar diphosphatase activity; metal ion binding. The transcript is spliced from 5 exons. Lineage: Eukaryota; Metazoa; Echinodermata; Echinoidea; Temnopleuroida; Toxopneustidae. The coding region runs from base 29 to 673 and encodes 214 amino acids. Gene Ontology annotation, biological process: nucleoside phosphate metabolic process; ribose phosphate metabolic process.